CAAGUUGAGGAACUUACUUUAACUUCCUGUUUACUGGGUAUGUUCUACAAAAAGUAUGGCAGCUCUCCUACAUUACAUUGUUUUUCUAUCAGCUCUAGUCCAAGGAACAGAGUCCAGCAUUGAGACUCUGAAACGGUUUGUGCCGAAGGGAGAAAAUGUUCGUCUGGAUGUCCAGGGAUAUGCUAAACUAAAUAAUAUUGAGGAUUUAAAGUGGACUUUUAAGAAAUCUCACACUUUAGUAAAAUACACCAAUGAAUCAUCAACAGUGAAAGUAUACACUAAAUACCAAGGCAGGGUUGAGUUUAGUGAGGCAAACUUCUCUCUCGUACUGAAGAACCUACAGGAAGGAGACAGUGGUCUUUAUGACGCAGGAGUGAGUGGUGAAGAAAACAAAGAUGUUGCCAAGUACCAGAUAUCAGUUCAAGAGAGAGUUGUGACACCAGUCCUGACAGUGAACUCUAACUCCACCAUCAAUGGCAACUGUAAGGUGACUGUGACCUGCAGAGGUCAGAACACCUCUGUCACCUCCAGCUGUAACAGCAGCACCUGUUCUCAGGUGGGAGGAGAGAGUAGAGGGGCUGAGACCUCCACUGUCCCCCUGCUCUCUGUCUAUGUGGCAGGGGGUUUCAUCAUCUGUAACCACAGCAACCAAGUCAGCUGGGCCCCUAACAUGAAGGAGAUCGAAACGAUUUGUGCAUCCAAUUCUAAACCAGAGCGGGACAAAGAGAACCAAAACUACAAUGUUGGCAUCAUCAUCAUCAUCAUCAUCAUCGUUGGAUGUGUCCUGAUUGCUUGGCGGAAGCUGAAUAAAGGUUACAAAGAGGAUAGUAUAAACACAGAGUAUGCUACUGUCAGGACUCCAGGUAACAGUCAAAUAGGUGGUGAAGAGCAGGAAUCUCCAGGUCCAGCAUCACCCUCCAUCUACAGUGAGGUGGGACAACCCCAACUCCAGCUGUGUGAACUAUCCCACCAUGGUGGGAGACGGAAGUCAUCUGUAAAUGGUGCCUAGAUGACAAUGUGUAAUCGCAUUGAAUUCUUUAAAUUGAAAGGCAAUUUCCUCAAGUUGAUGGAGACGGCAUUCACAGUAAACGCUGUGUCAUGUGUCGGCUCGAUCAGAAAUUACCUUUACACUUCAGUUGCACUAUAACUCGGAUCUUCCGUGGUCUGGAUUGAAUCUUGCCCUUACUCUCAAUAGCUCUGUUUAGAACUGGUUCUCACAUGUGUCCUUUGUCCUGGUCUUGUCCACUUUCGGAUUGUCUACACCUGUCUAAAAUUGUGGACACAAUCAAAAGUCAAAUUGAGAUCUGAUUGGGAUCUUCCUGCCCACCUCCGGAGGUAGUCAGCCACGCAUUGUGUCUGGAUGUAUUGCAAGUGUAGACGAAUCUGGACAGUUAAACUAUUUAAAUCAUAAUUAUCCUGCCCUCUCAAACAUUUACAGAUUGCACAAUUGACUUAUGGCAUCAAUGGUGGUGUUGGAGGGCCAGAAGGAGGCACUCUGGACUAAAGAUCUCCUCCCAAUACCCCAGGACAGUGAUGAGGACAUCACCCUGAGUAGAGUGCAGUCUUUUGGAUGGAAUGUUAAAUGGGUGUCCUGACUCUCUGUGGUCAUUAAAAAUCACAUGGCACUUAUUGCAAUCCGCCAAACCCAUAAUUCAUCCAUUGGACUGCUAGAUGGUGAAGUGUGAGUCAUCACUCCAGUGAACUCAUUUCCACAGCUCCAUAGUCCAAUGGCAGUAUGCUUUACUCCACUCCAGCCGACGCUUGGCAUUGGGCAUGGUGAUAUUACGCUCGUGUGCAGUGAUGGAAAAAGUACCCAAUUGUCAUACUUGAGUAAAAGUACAGAUACCUUAAUAGUUACUCAAGUAAACCAGUAAAAUACUACUUGAGUAAAAGUCUAAAAGUAUUUGGUUCUAAAUAUACUUAAGUAUACAAAGUAAAAGUAUAAAUAACUUGAAAUUAAUUUUAUUAAGCAAACCAGACGGCACCAUUUUCUUGUUGGGGCACGCUCCAACACUCAGACAUCAUUUUCAAAUGAUACAUUUGUGUUUAGUGAGUUCACCAGAUCAGAGGCAGUAGGGAUGACCACGUGUUCUCUCAAUACGUGCGUGAAUUGGACCAUUUUCCUGUCCUGCUAAGCGUUCAAAAUGUAACAAUUACUUUUGUGUGUCAAGGAAAAUGUUGAUUGUAAAGUACAUGAUUUUCUUUAUGAAUAUAGUGUCGUGUGCAGGUCCUCGGCUAUGGAAACCCAUUUCAUGUAGGUCCCCUGACAAACAGUUCUUGUGCUGACGUUGCUUCCAGAGACAGUUUUGAACUCGGUAGUGAGCGCUACACGCUUCAGCACGCAGCGGUCCCGUUCUGUCACCCUGAUGAAGACAGCUUGUCUGUUGAAACGUUGGUAUUACAUUUUUGCAUCUGAGCUCCUAGAGUGUGCGGCUCUCCUUUAUUUUCAAGUUUCUACUCCGCUAGCCAGCACCUCGUCUUUAUAGGUGUGCGUUUCUUGUUCUUCUAGCUUGUGUGGCAUACCACUUUGCGGCUGAGCAGUUGUUGCUCCUAGACGUUUCCACUUCACAAUAACACCCCUUACAGUUGACCAGGGCACCUCUCGCAGGCCAGAAAUUUGACGAACUGACUUGUUGGAAAGUUGGCAUCCUAUAGACACGUUUUUAUUUAUUUAUUUGUAUUAUUUGCUUUUUAAUAUUUGCUGCUUUAUUCAUUUUAUCACAUUUCAUUAACCUGGUUGACUUAGAGUCUGCUGGUUCUGCAUGGAUAAUAUCUGAGAAUAGUUCUGGUGCUUUAGAUGAGAUGGGGGCUUCUGCAUUUAUUUUCUUUAUUUCACCUUUAUUUAACCAGGUAGGUCAGUUGAGAACAAGUUCUCAUUUACAACUACGACCUGGCCAAGAUAAAGCAAAGCAGUGUGACACAGACAACAACACAGAGUUACACAUAGAAAAACAUGGAAUAAACAAUAAACAAGUCAAUGACACAGAAGAAAAGAAGAAAGUCAUAGUAGAGAAGAAUUACAAUUAGGCAGAUUAACACUGGAGCGAUAAAUGAACAGAUGAUGAUGUGCAAGUACUGGUGUGCAAAAGAGCAGAAAAGUAAAAUAAAACAAUAUGGGGAUGAGGUAGGUAGAUUGGGUGGGCUAUUUACAGAUGGACUAUGUACAGCUGCAGCGAUCAGUUAGCUGCUCAGAUAGUUGAUGUUUAAAGUUGGUGAGGGAAAUAUAAGUCUCCAGCUUCAGCGAUUUUUGCAAUUCAUUCCAGUCACUGGCAGCAGAGAACUGGAAGGAAAGGCGGCCAAAUGAGGUGUUGGCGUUAGGGAUGAUCAGUGCUGGAACAUGUGCUAUGGGUGGGUGUUGUUAUCGUGACCAGUGAGCUGAGAUAAGGCGGAGCUUUACCUAGAAUAGACUUAUAGAUGACCCGGAGCCAGUGGGUCUGGCGACGAAUAUGUAGUGAGAGCCAGCCAGCUAGAGCAUAGAGGUUGCAGUGGUGGGUGGUAUAAGCUGAUUUGCAUGGAUAAUAUCUGAGAACAGUUCCGGUGGCAACAACUGCCCGAGAUACGCCAGGAACGCACAAUCCCUCCAUCAGUGCUCAGACUGUCCGCAUAAGGCUGAGAGAGGCUGGACUGAGGGCUUGUAGGCCUGUUGUAAGACAGGUCCUCAUCAGGCAACAACAAACCCACCGUCUUUGGACCAGAUCAGGCAAAAAGUGCUCUUCACUGACAACUCGCGGUUUUGUCUCACCAGGGAUGAUGGUCGGAUUUGCGUUUAUCGUUGAAGGAAUGAGCGUUACACCGAGGCCUGUACAUGACCUUCCAGCAUGACAAUGCCACCAGCCAUACUGCUCAUUCUGUGUGUGAUUUCCUUCAAGACAGGAAUGUCAGUGUUCUGCCAAGGCCAGCGAAGAGCCUGGAUCUCAAUCCCAUUGACCACGUCUGGGACCUGUUGGAUCAGAGGGUGAGGGCUAGGGACAUUCCCCCCAGAAAUGUCUGGGAACUUGCAGGUGCCUUGGUGGAAGAGUGGGGUAACAUCUCACAGCAAGAACUAGAAAAUCUGGUGCAAUCCAUGGGGAGAUGCACUGCAGUACUUAAUGCGGCUGGUGGCCACACCAGAUACUGACUGUUACUUUUGAUUUUGACCCCUCUUUAUUCAGGGACACAUUAUUCCAUUUCUGUUAGUCACAUGUCUGUGGAACUUGUUCAGUGUAUGUCUCAGUUGUUGAAUCUUGCUAUGUUCAUACAAAUAUUUACACAUGUUAAGUUUCCUGAAAAUAAAGUUGACAGUGAGAGGACA
Oncorhynchus masou masou (cherry salmon) is the source of this 4291-nucleotide messenger RNA. RefSeq names its product SLAM family member 9-like. The record is from RefSeq and is a predicted model, not a curated record. The transcript is spliced from 6 exons. Lineage: Eukaryota; Metazoa; Chordata; Actinopteri; Salmoniformes; Salmonidae. Bases 56 to 1009 code for a protein of 317 amino acids.